Messenger RNA from Phycodurus eques (leafy seadragon), 1020 nucleotides. RefSeq names its product ST3 beta-galactoside alpha-2,3-sialyltransferase 7 (gene st3gal7). Lineage: Eukaryota; Metazoa; Chordata; Actinopteri; Syngnathiformes; Syngnathidae. The coding region runs from base 1 to 1017 and encodes 338 amino acids. The transcript is spliced from 6 exons. The record is from RefSeq and is a predicted model, not a curated record. Gene Ontology annotation, molecular function: lactosylceramide alpha-2,3-sialyltransferase activity.
AUGGUGCCCCUCAAUCGCUUGAGUGUAGAAGACCCCCAAGAUGUUCUUCCACUAUUGCCUGAGACUGCAGAGGCGAAAGUGACGACACUUGUAGUACACAAACAAGAAACAACACCAUGCAGAGACUUUUUCAUCAGCAGGCCUGAGAAUGCUGUCCUCAGUGUGAUUCUUCUGGUCGGGUGCUACUCUGCAAUUCUGAUUCCAGCAUAUUUCCCCCUGCAUAAACUCUCUGUUACUGAUGAUCAAUAUCCCAAAUGGGAGGAGGUGCUUAACCGUUCAGCCUCGCUGCUGUCAGGCCGGUGUCAUCGUCGCUGGUGUGUGGAGCGCCUGAAGCAGCUGCCAUGCUCUUCGGCCCUGAUGAACAUCUCCGUGUUCGUGCGGCGAGAAGCGAGCGCCGCAUCAUGGGAUACGCCCCCUCCUCUGGGGCUCCGCGGGAGCCGAGAGCAUCUGGCCCGGGCUCUGGCAUCUAUGCCUCAGCCUGGCCUGCCUCAAUCUCUGCAGAGAGGUGGCGGAUGCAGAAGAUGCGUGGUGGUGGGCAGCGGAGGGGUCCUCCAUGGGAGCCACCUUGGAUCUCAUAUAGAUCAGUACGAUGUCAUCAUUAGGAUGAACAAUGCUCCAGUGCUUGGCUAUGAGACAGAUGCUGGUUCUCGCACCACCAUGCGCUUGAUCUAUCCGGAGGGAGCACCCAGCUCUACCGAUGAGUACAGCAAGACCUCCAUCAUUGCUCUUGUGGUGUUCAAGAGUCUGGACCUAGACUGGCUCACCUCUAUCAUCACCAAAAAACCUCUGGGCUUCUGGUCCAAGUUGUGGUUUUGGAAGGACGUAGUGGAUGAUAUUCCCUUGAGAGCAGAGAACUUCCGGAUCCUCCAUCCAGACAUUAUUCGCAAGACUGGAGAAGCCCUGCAGAAAUACUCACAGAAACAAGGAAACGUGGUUCAUGACGUCAGCGCUGAGAAGCUCUUUCUGAGGCAGCUGGUGGCAGCUGGCGCUGUCAGCGACCUCACGGGAGCGCUGUGAGGU